Ochlerotatus camptorhynchus is the source of this 1797-nucleotide messenger RNA. RefSeq lists its product as uncharacterized. The coding region runs from base 1 to 1797 and encodes 598 amino acids. The transcript has a single exon. The record is from RefSeq and is a predicted model, not a curated record. NCBI's taxonomy places the organism in Eukaryota, Metazoa, Arthropoda, Insecta, Diptera, Culicidae.
AUGUUGUCAGGCGUAGAUGACAUUGAGGAAGGGAAGGUGCUCAUCAAGGAAAUGAUAGAGUUACUGCAAUCAGCUGGAUUUUCGUUACGAAAGUGGAAUUCUAACAGCAAGGAAUUGCUGUCAGAGGUGCCGGUGGAUUUGAGGGACGAACACUCGAUUUUAGAAUUGGAUUCUUCGAGCUCGUCUGUGAAAACGCUGGGUUUAACCUGGGAACCAAGCACAGAUUCCUUUCGAUUCAGUUCGCCGAUGUGGAAUGAAUCAACGGAGAUAACGAAGCGUUGUGUCCUAUCAGAUGCGUCCCGACUGUUUGACCCUUUGGGACUGGUAGGACCAGUAAUAAUUCAGGCGAAGAUCUUUCUGCAGGAUCUCUGGAAGCAAGACUGUGGAUGGGAUGAUCCACUCGAACUGCAGUUACAGGAGUACUGGCGAGAGUACAGGCGGAACUUAGCAAGCUUAGACGGGAUAGCAGUACAUCGAUGGAUUGGAAUAAGCCGUAUCGUCGUAGCAGUAGAGCUGCAUGGCUUCUGUGACGCCUCGAACAAAGCGUACGGAGCAUGCGUAUACGUUCGCACUACAGCUAUAGAUGGAAGCGUGGCAGUACAUCUUCUGACCUCCAAAUCUCGAGUAGCUCCACUCGAAAAUUUGAAGAAAAAUAAGAAAACAUUAUCGACUCCUCGCCUGGAACUAUCGUCAGCAUUGCUCCUAGCGCACCUCUACGAGAAAAUCGUCAACAGCAUCAACGUUACUGCCAAAUGCUUCUUUUGGGCAGACUCAACCAUCGUCAUUUGCUGGCUUUCGUCGUCGCCAUCUAGAUGGAAGCAAUUUGUGGCAAACCGUGUUUCCAAAAUCCAACACAUAACGAAGGGAGGAAUUUGGAAUCACGUCGCAGGAGAGGAGAAUCCUGCGGAUAUUAUUUCAAGAGGCAUGACCCCAGUGCAGCUGCAGUACGAUCCACGCUGGUUUCACGGGCCUUGCUGGCUGAAGUUAGAUCAGCAGUACUGGCCCAAAGUGCUAGAAAUCGAUGAGAACAAGUUGAACAUAGCGGAUCUGGAGAGUAAAGCCAUUGCAGCAGCCCUUCCAACCGUCAGUCCGAGUGAAAUUUUCGGCCUUCGAUCGUCUCUGGUAGAUCUUGUGCGACUGACUGUCUAUAUUCAACGGUUUAAAUGGAAUUCGUCACCAGUGAAUCAACUCUGCAGGAAGGUGGGCUACAUCACUUUCCAUGAGUACAGCGAUGCGAUCAAGGCUCUCGUGAAAUUGUCACAGCAAGAAAGUUUUCCCCAGGAACUAGCAGACCUUUCCAAGAGUGGUCAGGUGCAAGAUUCGUCCAGAAUAUCUCCGCUCAAUCCGCAACUUACUGAAGGCUUACUCUGCGUUGGCGGCCGGCUGAAGAACGCUGCUGUAUCGGACCGUCGGAAACAUCCCUACAUCCUGGAUCAUCGGCAUCCCUUCGCACGAGCAGUUGUAGCUUACUAUCAUCAGAAGCAUUUCCAUGCCGGUCAGCAACAAGUAGUUUCCAACGUCCGAGAACAGUUCUGGCCUACAAGCAUCAGGAAACUGACUAGACAAGUCAUCCACGAAUGCGUCAAGUGCUUCCGCGUGAAACCUAAAAUCCAGGAGCAAUUAAUGGCAGACCUACCUCCCGAGCGAGUAACGCCAUGCUUCCCCUUCCAGAAGGUUGGUGUCGACUACUGCGGACCGUUUUACGUAGUCUACCCUCAGCGUCGAGUGCAUCCGAUCAAGUGCUUUGUGGCAGUGUUCGUAUGCUUGGUUACAAAGGCAGUGCAUCUUGAGCUAUGA